Sodiomyces alkalinus F11 is the source of this 1105-nucleotide messenger RNA. RefSeq names its product feruloyl esterase B. The record is from RefSeq and is a predicted model, not a curated record. Gene Ontology annotation, cellular component: extracellular region. The coding region runs from base 124 to 1002 and encodes 292 amino acids. Gene Ontology annotation, molecular function: hydrolase activity. NCBI's taxonomy places the organism in Eukaryota, Fungi, Ascomycota, Sordariomycetes, Glomerellales, Plectosphaerellaceae. The transcript has 2 exons.
GGGGAAUAUUUUUUGCUUCUGCUUCUGCGUUUGCCUUUGCUUCUGCUUGACAGUUAACCGUUCACUGAGCCGACAUCAAAGUCCUUGACUUUACUCCCCAGAGGUCAACUGCUUCCAUCCAUCAUGAAGGCCACGACGGUUCUCGGAGUCGCCUCGCUGCUCCUUCAGCCGGCUUAUGCCUCUCUUCGACAAAUAUCGAACUGGGGCUUCACCCCGGGCGGUCUCACCCUUCAUGCCUACAUUCCGAACAACCUCCCUCCUAACCCGGCCGUGAUUCUGGCUCUUCACCCCUGUGGUGGCUCCGGUCAAGGCUACCACCAGAGCAGCGGCUACAGCCCCCUCGCUGACACCCACGGCUUCAUCGUCCUCUACCCCAGCUCCACCAAGGACAUGAACUGCUGGGACGUCGCCACCACCCGCACCCUCUCCCGCGACGGCGGCGGCGACAGCCAGGCCCUGGCCGACAUGGUCGACUGGGCCAUCGCCAACCACGGCGCCGACCAGGACCGCGUCUUCGUCUCCGGCACCAGCUCCGGCUGCAUGAUGACCAACGUCAUGAUGGCCACCUACCCGGACUACUUCGCCGCCGCCACCUGUUACUCGGGCGUCUCGGCCGGCUGCCUCGCCGGCUCCCCCGGCUCGAGCCCCAUCAGCGCCGACCCGACCUGCGCCAACGGCCAGAACAUCAAGACGCCGCAGGAGUGGGCCGACCUCGCCCGCAGCAUGUACCCGUGCUACACGGGCCCGUACCCGCCGCUCAAGACCUACCACGGCCUCGACGACACGUUUGUGCACUGGCGCAACUUGGACGAGCAGCUGAAGCAGUGGUCUGCGAUCCAUGGCGUGUCGUUCUCGCACGAGGUUGCGAACAACCCGCGCCAGGGAUACACCCAGCGCGUUUAUGGGGAUGGGACCAAGCUUGUUGGUGUUACUGCGCAGGGUGUUGGUCACGUCGUCCCUGUUGUUCCCGACGAGGAUCUCCGGUGGUUCGGCAUCAUCUGAGCGGUUUGAUAUUCUCGGGGGGGUAUCGACCUGGAGGCAACAGGGUCCAGUCGGUCCAGUCGUUAACGUCAAGGCUUUACCUUCAAGGUCUGCUGUUGGAACG